GGUUUGUUUCUCUAAUUUUUCUUUUUCUUUUUUUUUUUUUUUUUUUUGUUGUUGAGAAGCCAUUAAAGAGAGACCAUCAUUUUAACCACUCCCAGUCACAAUCCACUCACCAUCCCAUCCCCAUGCAAUCUACUCUCACUCACACUCACAAUCACACUCACAGGCUGCUGAGCUCUCCUGCUAUUGCCUUCUUGGGUAUUGCUUUUUUCACUUUGCCCAUUCGAAUUCUAAAAAAGCUCACUUCUCUAUAAUCUCUUCUAUAAAAAGGAAAAUAAAGCGAAAACCCAGUCGGCGGUUUUUGUUAUCGUAUUUUGAUUCUCACUCCAUUUGUUAAGCUCUUUUCCCUUUUUGGGUUAUUUUCAGUAUUGAUCAGUAUUGUCAGCAAUGGUUUAGUUUUUUGAGCAGUGAAAGAAAGGUCCCGUCUUUACGUUUAUUUUCUGCUUCUACAUUGAUCUGCAUUGAACCCUUUAUUGCUCUCUUCUGUCUCUCCGGAUUCCAUGCUUUGAGAUUUGAUCAAAGGUGGGAUUUUGUUAUUCUCAAGGCUCGUGCUUUUCUUGUUAAUUGGUUUUGACAACAUCAUAGAUAAUCUCUAGUAAGGAUGAGCAAAGUUGAUGACUGGGGGGACGAAUGCUCUGUCAUUGGAGAUAAAGGAGAAGUUGGUUUCAUUGACUAUGAAGAUGACAGGUCUGUUUGUAGUUACAACCCAGAGGAAGAAGGUCCAAUUAUUGUUUCUGUUCCUUUCCCAUUUGUGAAUGGAAAGCCUCGAUCAAUUUUUGCUGGAGAAACAACUUCAGAUUUAAUUACAAUAAGGAACACAACUCCCGAACCUGUUGAUCUCUGGGGUGUAAAGAUUUAUGCUUCAACCCCAGAAGAUACUUUCACAAUUUCCCUGAUGGAGCCUCCGCGGGCAGAUUCUGAUGUGAAAGCCAUACAAGCAUUCCUUGAGUCUCAUUCCUUGGAAGACAGGGUGCUUCAGCCUGGUGAGACUUUGACUUUGUGGCUCUCUUGCAAACCCAAGGAAGUGUGUAUGCACACAGGAAUAGUUCAUUUUGAUAUCGAUAAUGAAACUAUAGAAAGAGUUGUUUUUCUCUUGGCGGAUGAUAAGAUUUCUCAUACUCUUGCAUCCAGGAAUCCUUAUUCAAAAAACAUAAGAAAGAAAAAACAGUUUACUGUGGAUUCAUAUGUUACAGCUCCACGUCCUUCAAGAGGAACUCGCGACUUUGUCAGAAAUAGGCUUCCACGAUAUGAUAUUCCAAGUGAUAUUAAAGAACUUCUACAAGAAAAUCAGGUCCCUGAUUGUAUUUUAGAGGGGCUUACUAGUAGAAGAAACUAUUCUACUUUCUUUAAAACAUUAAUUAUUAUGGAAGAGCUACAAUUGGAGGAAGACAUGAGGAGCUAUGACAUGGAGAAUGUUUAUUUCAGGAGGAAGGGAAGCCAAUUUUUGUCCCUUGAAGUUCUCGGGCUUGCUGAGAGGAGACCAUCACUAGUCCACGGGGAUAUAAUUUUCACUAAGCUUGUCUUCGAAGAUGCAGGGAGUCCCUCAUAUCAGGGUUGUAUCCACCGAGUUGAGGCUGAUGAAGUGCAUCUGAAGUUUGCCCCAGAAUUUCAUUUACGGCAUAGAGAUGAUAAUCGCUAUAAUGUACAGUUUACAUAUAACCGAAUUAACAUGAGAAGGUUAUAUCAAGCUGUUGAUGCUUCAACAGAAGUUGAGAAGAGCUUUUUGUUCCCAUCUGAAGCCUGUGAAAGGAGGCAGAUUAUAAGGAAGCCACUUGUCCCCAUAUCUUGUGCUCUUAAUGAGGAACAAACCUGUUCCAUUGAGAUGAUACUUGGCUGCGAAGGAGCACCACCUUAUGUGAUUCAUGGUCCUCCAGGCACAGGCAAGACAAUGACAGUUGUGGAAGCAAUCCUUCAGCUCUACAAAACUCAAAGACAUGCUCGGAUUCUUGUGUGUGCACCUUCUAAUAGUGCAGCAGACCACGUACUGGAUAAACUCAUUUAUGAAAAGGGUGUAAAACUUAAACAUAGUGAAAUAUUCAGGCUCAAUGCAUCUGCUCGUCCUUAUGAAGAGAUGAAUCCGGAUUAUAUUCAGUUUUGCUACUUUGCUGAAAAUGUCUUUAAAUGUCCUCCUUUAGAUGCCCUUCGAUACUAUAGGAUCAUUGUAUCCACAUACAUGAGUGCCUCUCUUUUGUUUAGUGAAGGUAUAAAGAGGGGUCACUUCUCUCACAUUUUCUUAGAUGAAGCUGGGCAAGCUUCAGAACCUGAAACAAUGAUUUCACUAGCAAAUCUCUCCAGCAAGAAUACUGUUGUAGUUCUUGCCGGUGACCCCUUGCAAUUAGGUCCAGUUAUAUACUCCAAAGAUGCAGAAAGGUAUGGUUUAGGAAAGUCUUACUUGGAGAGGAUAUUUGAAUCUGAGCUUUACAACGAUAUGGAUGAAAAUUAUAUAACAAAGCUAGUCAGAAAUUACAGAUGUCAUCCAGAAAUUUUACAUCUACCCUCAUUACUGUUUUACAAUGAAGAAUUGAUUCCAUGUAGAGAUAGAAGAAGUUCUUUCAUGGAAAAGGUGGACUUUCUUCCGGACAGAGAAUUCCCUGUUCUUUUCAUUGGCAUCCAAGGCUUAGAUGAGAGGGAAGGAAGUAAUCCAUCCUGGUUUAAUCGGUUUGAGGCAAGCAAAGUGGUUGAAAUCAUAAGAAAAUUGACAGCACAUGGGGAUUUGGAAGAUGAAGACAUUGGGGUAAUAACACCAUAUAGACAGCAAGUGCUCAAACUAAAGAAAGCUUUUGAAGGUUUAGAGAUGACUAACAUAAAAGUGGGAAGUGUUGAGCAAUUCCAAGGGCAAGAAAAGGAAGUUAUCAUAGUAUCUACUGUCCGAUCAACAAUUAAACACAACGAAUUUGACAAAAACCACUGCCUGGGAUUUUUGAGCAAUCCAAGAAGGUUUAAUGUGGCUAUUACUCGUGCUAUAUCUUUGCUAAUUAUAAUUGGAAAUCCACAUAUCAUCUGUAAGGAUACAUACUGGAACAUGCUUUUAUGGCGUUGCAUAGACAACAACUCGUAUCAAGGCUGUCCUCCACCUGAAAGGCAGGAGGAGGAGUUUUUUGAUGAGGAACCCGUGCAAGAAUAUGGAUCGCUCGACGUUGUUCAGGGUGAAGAGCCCUCACAAUCAGAGCUUCCUAAACCUGGUACUGAUGAAGCUGAAUGGUCUGAUGGAUGGAAGUGAUUACUCACAAUAUUGAUGUUAACAAUGUCUCUUUUUGGUGUGUAAUGAUUUGUUAGCUGUAGAACUUUUAUACACAUAAUAUUUCUAUGUUAGCAAGUGAUGAGCAAUCUACUCUAUAGAGUCUGAAAUUUCAAAGCAUAACUGCAAGGAAAGCUUUCUUGAUUUAUAGAAAAGUAUAAUGACAUUUUACCA
Molecule: messenger RNA, 3409 nt
Organism: Cannabis sativa
Lineage: Eukaryota; Viridiplantae; Streptophyta; Magnoliopsida; Rosales; Cannabaceae
Product: probable RNA helicase SDE3
Exons: 5
Coding region: 599-3217 (872 amino acids)
Molecular function (GO): 5'-3' RNA helicase activity; RNA binding
Source: RefSeq, a predicted model, not a curated record